AUGACUCUGUACGGCUCGAUUCCCCUGAUGCAAGCGCACCGCGAGGACUCGACUGUUGGUGUGUUCUGGCUUAACGCUGCGGAAACAUGGAUCGACAUUGUCAAGUCAAAGACCGAGACUCAGACCCAUUGGUUUUCCGAGGCUGGCCAGCUUGAUGUGUUUGUCUUCUUGGGGCCGUCACCUAGCGACAUCAGCAAAAAGUAUGGCGAGCUCACCGGAUACACUCAACUGCCCCAGCAGUUUGCGAUCGCUUACCACCAGUGCCGCUGGAACUAUGUCACUGAUGAGGACGUCAAGGAGGUCGACCGUAGUUUCGACAAGUAUCAGAUCCCGUACGAUGUCAUUUGGCUCGACAUCGAGUACCUCGACGACCGCAAGUACUUUACUUGGGACCCUCUGACCUUCCCUAACCCAAUUGGCAUGGAGGAGCAGUUGGACGAGUCUGAGCGCAAGCUCGUGGUUAUCAUUGACCCGCACAUCAAGAACCAAGACAAGUUUGACAUUUCCAAAGAGCUAAAGAGCAAAGACUUGGCUGUGAAGAACAAGGACGGAAACAUCUACGAAGGUUGGUGCUGGCCAGGCUCUUCCAACUGGAUUGACUGCUUCAACCCCGCAGCCAUCAAGUGGUGGAUUAGCCUCUUCAAAUAUGACAGAUUCAAGGGAACCCUCCCGAAUGUCUUUAUCUGGAACGAUAUGAACGAGCCAUCGGUCUUCAACGGACCGGAAACCACCAUGCCGAAGGACAACCUGCACCACGGUAACUGGGAGCAUCGUGACAUUCACAACGUCAACGGCAUUACAUUUGUCAAUGCCACGUACCAGGCGCUGCUGGAGCGCAAGAAGGGUGAGGUUCGCAGGCCGUUCGUCCUGACCCGGUCCUUUUUUGCUGGUGCUCAGCGCACGUCUGCCAUGUGGACCGGAGACAAUCAGGCUACCUGGGAGCAUCUGGCGGCGUCUCUUCCCAUGGUCCUCAACAACGGUAUCUCUGGCUACCCAUUCGCUGGUGCUGACGUUGGCGGCUUCUUCCAUAACCCGAGCAAGGAGCUGCUGACCCGGUGGUACCAAACCGGCAUUUGGUAUCCAUUCUUCCGUGCCCACGCCCAUAUCGAUACUCGUCGCCGAGAGCCGUACCUGAUCCAGGAGCCGUUCCGAUCUAUCAUUACAGAGGCAAUCCGCAUGCGUUACCAGCUGCUACCUGCCUGGUACACUGCCUUCCACGAAGCCUCGGUGAAUGGGACUCCAAUUGUGAGACCUCAGUUCUACGUGCACCCCACUGAUGCCGCCGGUUUCGACAUUGACGACCAGCUCUACCUUGGAUCCACUGGUAUCCUUGCGAAACCAGUUGUCUCCGAGGAAGCAACGACUGCCGACAUUUAUAUUGCCGACGACGAAAAGUACUUUGACUAUUACGACUAUACCGUCUACCAAGGAGCUGGAAAGAGACACUCUGUUCCCGCUCCAAUGGAGAAGGUGCCUGUCCUCAUGCAGGGUGGACACGUCAUUCCCCGAAAGGACCGACCCCGCCGUAGCAGCAGUCUGAUGAAGCACGACCCGUAUACUCUGGUUGUUGUCCUCGACAAGAAUGGACAGGCCGAGGGCACGCUGUAUGUUGACGACGGCGAAACCUUUGACUACCAGCGCGGAGGAUACCUCCACCGACGCUUCCACUUUGACGGCUCUUCGCUAGUGUCUGAGGACAUUGCGACUCACGGCUCUCAAACAUCCGCGUACCUCAAGGCCAUUGCCAGCGUCCGCGUUGAAAGGGUUGUUGUUAUCGACGCUCCAAAGGAGUGGCAGGACAGGACUACGGUGACCGUGAUUGAGGACGGGGCCAAGGCAUCGACAUCGGCGUCGCUAGAGUACCACGCUCAUGAUGUCGGCAAAGCUCCGUACGCGGUGGUGAAGAACCCGAAUGUGGGCAUCUCCAAGGCCUGGCGGAUCGAAUUUUAA
Molecule: messenger RNA, 1950 nt
Organism: Aspergillus calidoustus
Lineage: Eukaryota; Fungi; Ascomycota; Eurotiomycetes; Eurotiales; Aspergillaceae
Source: the annotation of a GenBank genome assembly